AUGAGCGAUGCACCGGGACUCGUCCAAUUCUUGACUGCCCUAGGGGAAAUGGCACAGAGAGCAUCAACACCCUCAACAUUACCCGUGUGGCAAAGGGAGUUGCUUUUUGCAAGGGAGCCACCACGUGUAACAUAUGCUCAUCGCGAGUACGAUAACAUUGAAGACGCCAAGGGUACAAUCAUCCGGCAGGAUGACAUGACACAUAAGUCAUUUUUCUUUGGCCCUACCGAGCUUUCAGCCUUACGAAGGCUUGUUCCAGUAGAACUACAAAGCUGUACCACCUUUGAACUGCUAACAGCUUGCGUCUGGCGCUGUCGUACCAUUGCUCUCCAGCCUGAUCCGGAAGACGAGAUGCGCAUCAUAUGCCUCAUGAAUGCACGUUACAGGUUUAAACCACCCACCAUCCCUAUAGGAUAUUAUGGAAAUGCUUUCGUCAUGCCAUGUGCCAUUUCCACAGCUCGAGAACUAUGUAAAAAACCAUUAGCUCACGCCUUGGAGCUGGUGAGGAAGGUCAAAUCUGAUGUCACCGAAGAGUACGUGAGAUCUAAUGCGGAUCUAAUGGUUAUCAAAGGACGACCCCUGUUCACAGCUGUUGGAAGCUUUAUCGUAUCAGAUGUGACUCGUUCUGGAUUAAAUGACGUUGAUUUUGGGUGGGGGAAGGCGGUCUAUGGAGGGGUUGCCAAGGGGGGAGCAGGUUCUUUCCCCGCUGUUAGUUUCUUUAUAGCUUUUACAAACCAUAAGGGUGAGUCUGGAAUCGUGGUACCCAUAUGUUUGCCAAGUGUCGCAAUGGAGAAAUUUAUCGAAGAACUAAAUAGCAUGUUGGUGCAAGACAACAACAAUCAUGUGCUUCAAGAACACAAGUUACUUGCUAUUUCAAAACUAUAA
Lactuca virosa is the source of this 885-nucleotide messenger RNA. Lineage: Eukaryota; Viridiplantae; Streptophyta; Magnoliopsida; Asterales; Asteraceae. The record is from the annotation of a GenBank genome assembly.